CCACUCGCGAUAACUCGCGUCGGGGCAGAAGCUGGGCGGAAAAGGCGGGAGAAGACUGCCGCUUCCGCGUCCGCGCGCACACACAACGCUGGGGCAAAAUGGACGAUAAGUUAAUAUUGGCCGUAUUUAAUUACCCAGAGCUGUACAAUGUCACUUUGCCGAAUUACCGCUGCACGGAAAGUCGGGUAAAUGCCUGGAGAAGCAUUAGCAUCAUACUGGGUCUCCCGUCCGAGGAGUGUAAAAGAAAAUGGAAGAACAUGAGAGACCGGUACUUGAAGGAAGUCCGAAUGGAGAUCAAAGGCAAGAAACAAGGAGAGAUUGCGCAAAGCCGAUGGAAAUAUAGACAACUUAUGAACUUUAUCGCACCCUUCACUGGAUCAAGAAGUGGUCUGGCAGACAUCUGCAGUAACAAUGACGACGACCACGAUAAUCUUGACAACGAAUCUGGCAGUGUUGAGAGAGAAACCACGUCAUCUGAGGCAGUCAAAACACCGCAGUCCGCCAUGAAGGUUCCUGUGAGUCAACCUGACCUCAAGCCCCAGGUAGCCUUUGUGACGCAGAUCCCUUCCAUGUCUCAAGACACACAGAUGACCCAGCUGGCUGUUCUGGCUAAGAUGCCCUCGAGCCCACAGAUCGGCCCCAUCAGCAAAACUGGACGAAAACGGCGCCUGAUGCAAGAGUCACUUUCACGGUCUUCUUUUCCCAGUACACCAUCUCCCACGAAGUGGCUGGUCAAAGACAAUGGCACCUCAGUGCCCAACAGGCCACGGGACGAGGACGAACUGUUUCUUCUGAGCUUUGUCCCCGCUCUGAAGCGACUUGCUCCACAGAAAAGGUGCGAGACAAAAAUAAAGAUCCAACAGAUUAUGUAUGAAGCGGAGUUCAACGUUGCACAGUCUGGAUCUCAAGAGAAACGGACGGAGCCAGCCAAGCUGCACUAGGACAAACAGACUUCUUUUAUACUUUGUGCUUUAUAAAAACCUCUUCUACAAAAUGAACCAAAUAUCUAUUUUUCUUUUUUUACAGCAGUGGUUGAGGCUGAAGUACAUCCUUUUUUCUUUUUUUUUUUAAAUGGGAAAUUCUAACAAUGAAGAAUAACUAAACAAGUUUGAGUUUUUUCACACAA
Cyclopterus lumpus (lumpfish) is the source of this 1126-nucleotide messenger RNA. RefSeq lists its product as uncharacterized. Gene Ontology annotation, biological process: regulation of transcription by RNA polymerase II. Gene Ontology annotation, cellular component: transcription regulator complex; nucleus. The record is from RefSeq and is a predicted model, not a curated record. Gene Ontology annotation, molecular function: DNA binding. Bases 99 to 941 code for a protein of 280 amino acids. NCBI's taxonomy places the organism in Eukaryota, Metazoa, Chordata, Actinopteri, Perciformes, Cyclopteridae. The transcript has 2 exons.